Molecule: messenger RNA, 1144 nt
Organism: Corythoichthys intestinalis (scribbled pipefish)
Lineage: Eukaryota; Metazoa; Chordata; Actinopteri; Syngnathiformes; Syngnathidae
Gene: nicol1
Product: NELL2 interacting cell ontogeny regulator 1
Exons: 4
Coding region: 265-543 (92 amino acids)
Source: RefSeq, a predicted model, not a curated record
UACCAGUGGCGUCGCAGAGCGUCUUUACUUUGCAUCGCAUAAUUCCUCCGUCUUUUCUUAUUGAUUUUUCCUACACUCGAAUAGCUACACUACACAUGCAAAUGAUCAUCCCUUUUAGUCCGACUAAAUCUUUAUGACAUCAUUUGGAAGACACUUCCUUUGAAUCAAUUGCGGGCCUUCGUGCGCAUGCGCGAGCAUCCCAUCAAAAACAUCUCCUCGCCUUGAUCCGUUUCGAAUACGACCAAUUCCGACUAUAGGUAUCGGAUGAUGACAUCCGGAGGUAUGAUGCAGGCUGCGACGCUCUUGCUGGCGGCCCAGCUCGUCUUGUGCCACGGUGUUGCCGCCGAUGCAGACCGGGAAAGCGGGACUGUCAUCCCCGCAGAAAGUCGCCCGUGCGUCGACUGCCACGCGUUCGAGUUCAUGCAGAGGGCCCUGCAGGACCUGAAGAAGACCGCUUUCAAUCUAGACGCCAGGACGGAGACGCUGGUGCUGAGGGCGGAGAGAAGAGCUCUUUGCGACUGCGCGCCCAGUUUGCUCCGCUGAAGACUCCACUAAUGUAUUGAGGUUUUCAGCGCCAUUGAUUGGACGUCCAUCGCCGUCAAUGGCACUGAAACACUACGAUUCACUGGGCUUUCCUUAGCACAGCACUGUAGCAUGAAUUCACAGCACCUUUUUGUAAACGUAGAGUGCAUGUAUAGAUUUUCAAGUGACGUCAGUAUCGAUAUGUGGCGUUUUAAAUAUAAUAGUGUGAAGAAUAUGUAUGGGAGGGGCAAAAAUAAAAUGUGGAUUUACUGUUUUUCCUCGAUUGUUCUGUGUUUAUGUAACAAUGUCGUCGUAAAUUUAUCUGUAUAAAUUCCAUUUAAAACGAGAAAUACAUUCGGUAUUUGGAUUUUUAAAUUUGUGUUACAAAAAAAAACUUAACAUUCUUAUUAAAAAGUAUUCUAUUUGAAAAUAGCCAAAAACAAAAAGGAUAAAGCGGCAUUCUUUACGUUUUCAUAUUAAUAUCAGGGCCGGGCCCAGCCUAUACACAGACUAUGCAGCUGCUUAGGGCCCCUGACCACCAGGAGGCCCCUAAUCUGGCAAUUGUUUAAUUUGUGUUCUAUUUUGUUUACUACGGUUUGCUUUAUUUGACUUUUUUGAGUUU